This is a messenger RNA of Durusdinium trenchii, 2061 nucleotides long. Lineage: Eukaryota; Dinophyceae; Suessiales; Symbiodiniaceae. The record is from the annotation of a GenBank genome assembly.
CUAGACUCUGUGCAUGGCGGGGUAGGGUAUUCCUCCUGCCAACCGCAUCAUGGGCCAAAUGGGGUGGAGCGGGUGGAUUCAACUCUUCCUAUUGGCUGGGCUCGGGCGCGCUGGGCUCGGAAAACAUCGCGCCAAUGCUUCCCACUAUCCUUACGAGGAUUUGAUCUCUGAAACUGUGGCUUACUGCUAUACAGCAUUGGUGCGCGAUUCGGGAUGUUGCUUGGAUCAGAAGUAUGGCAAAGGUGUCCGGAAAAAGACAGUUCGGCGACCUGGUGUUGGCUGGCUUUGUGACAAAGCUUGCUACGACGAUACGAAAGGUUAUCGUGGCGAUGAUUUGCUGUGGAUCCCCGAGGGCGCCAGCUGCGAGUCUCCACGGCUCCUGUGGAUCCACGGCGGGAGUUGGGAGUAUGGUUCGCCUGACACCUUGUCCUAUGGCCAGCUGGCUUCGAAGAUAGCAGAGCUCUCCGGGGCGAUUGUCAUGGUGCCUGACUUCCCCUUGACUCCCGUGGGCGACUACCAUGUGAUUAUGCAAGCCCUCCUGGACGCCUUGCGCUGGUUGGCCGAGACACCCUUGAACCCUGAGCUUCAUUGCCCCAGCGGCUCCGCCCCACUGCUGGUCGGUGGCGACUCGGCGGGCGGCGGCACGGCUCUCUCAUUGAUUAUGGUGCUGAAGCAUGGGGCUGGAUGGAUUCCUGAAGGAGUUGCUAUCACUGAGCCGGAGACGCUGCUUCAGCAAGCGCAGAUCCUGGCUGGCGGCGUUUUCUUUAGCCCGUGGACAAACCUGAAAUGUGACACGCCGGACUACUAUUACAACGCUUUCGCCAAAAUUGUCGACAAGAAGGCCUUCAAAGAUCCCAGCUCGGGCAUUGCCUAUGUGGGGGAUUUGAUGUUCCGCGGGCAUCCCGAGGAAAACCUGGACGAGUUCACGGCCAAUGCCAAGAGUUACAUCGGGAGCAAUGUGGACCUUUUGACCGACCCCAUCGCUUCUCCUUUCUGGAGCACGGAGCAGGAAUUAGGAGGCGGGGGCAUCCCACCGCUCCUCUUCGCCGUGGGGGGAUCCGAGUCGAUCCUGGGAGAUAGCAUGAUCGUGGCGCAGAAAGCAGCCUUCUAUGGCGCGAGUGUCCAUGUGGAUGUGCAUGUGGGGAUGUGGCACGACUUCCCCAUGUAUUCCGAAGGCUGUGGCAGUGGCUAUGCACUUUGGCAAGCCGCUUUAGCCUUGAACCGCACGGCCACCUUCAUCCAGAAGGUCGCCUCCCGGAAGCUCACGGCCACUCGCCUGGGCUUGGUGUGGCCUCCCUCCAGCUCCACGCCCGGCACACCCAAGACCAGGUACAUCUACGACGUCACGCGGCCUGGGGCCGAAAAGUGGUUUCCGAAGUCUCUUUUGAGCCCCAUGAGCGGCGAUGUUCACUUUGAUGAGAUUCCUUGGCCGUCGACACCAGUGUCACCUGGAGUGAUGGACUUGAGCCCUUGGUUGCCAUGGUUGGUUCUCCUCUUGAUCUUUGCUUCGGGCCUGGCCCAAAUGACCUACGCCGACGCAGCGCAAGCACGGCUCGAUGCACUCAAGUCACUGCGACAGCCGCUCGUGGACGUUUGAGCAUCAAACACCAGAUUCAGUCAACCACGUCUUCAAUCAGGGCCCGGAGGCCCUUGGAAGAAUCAAGAGGUUGGGCGUUGUGAUUCCAGGGUAUGGUGAGCGGGCGCCUCUUCAGGCAUCCGCCAGUUUCGUUUUCCCUUGUACAGCUGGUUUUGGCGAUGGAGGCUGCCUCCACGUUUCUCAUGGCAGGUUUCGGGGACCAUCAUUCUGUUUGCCUUCCAUGGACACUGACAAAGGGGGCUCACAAGCGCAUGUGCGGAGGGAGCAACUUCCCAAAAGCCCAACCAAAAGCCCGACAGAGCAGGGCAGGGAAGUAAGAAGUACACUCCGACUCAGCAACAUGGACGUGGACACUGGGCCCCAAAAGAACUAUUUUUGCGCGACAAACAGGGGCCCAGGGGGGGUUGUUGGUGAGUGGGAAUGCAAGUGAAGAAACACCAACACCAACAACACCUUUGCAUGAG